GGCAUACUCAGUUCAACACUCGAUCAGUUCACAAGUGCAUUCACUUAACAAGAACGCUUGUCUCAUAACGAAAGUUGCUAGUUCAACUAAACAAAAAAAAAUCAGUAAAUUAACAGUGCCGUGCUCAGUGUGCCACGAGAUCAAAGCAAUCAGUGAAGAUGCAUUCCUACGGAUACAACGUUGCUCACAGCAACAAUAGCAUCAACGAAAACAAGUACAACAACGAGAAGCUGAUGAAGUCUUCGCCAGUGUACAAGCUGAAGAAGAUUCUGAAACCGAUCGCCGCUCUUCUCAAGAACAAAAAAGCAGCCAAGCAGCAGCUCAAGGACUUCCAGAGCUUCCAGCACUACUACGCUCCGGAACAGGAUUUCACUGCGGAUUGCGAGUACGACAACAGUGCUAACGAGCGCCUGGAAUCGCAACUGCUGGCCGAAAUCGCCGAGUGCCAUGCCAACGCAGCUAUCUUCGUCUACGAGGACAACGAAGUUCAGAUCCAACCGGUACAGCCCCAGGAACAGUACGUCCCAGUACACUUUGCUCGCACCGAAGCCGGUACCUUCUUCUGGACGACGAUGGUCCGGGAAGCCGACAGCGAUCUGAUUCAACCGUGCCACUGCUUCUCCGAUCACCAGCUCCCUCAGCAGGAGUUUUGCGAUAGAUGGGCGCAAGCUUAAGUGUUUCGAUCGAAUUGCCACAACUGUUGAAUCACUCCGGAUAACAACAGCCAACCAGACUGAUACCUACAACAAAAUCAUGAUCUCUUCCAACGAUUUUUAGUGCUUAAGCGGGACGAGCUUUAAUAGUUGUUUAAGUUGCCAGCUUUAAUUUUAAUUGUGAUAUUAGAAAUUUAAGGCUAAUUGUGAUCCAAU
Messenger RNA from Topomyia yanbarensis, 869 nucleotides. RefSeq names its product enhancer of split malpha protein-like. The transcript has a single exon. Bases 159 to 674 code for a protein of 171 amino acids. Gene Ontology annotation, biological process: sensory organ development; Notch signaling pathway. The record is from RefSeq and is a predicted model, not a curated record. Lineage: Eukaryota; Metazoa; Arthropoda; Insecta; Diptera; Culicidae.